UGCUAUCAGUUUGCUACGGUUUACUACCCGCAACGGUCGACAGCGGAGCAAGGCGAGCUCACGCGGCCGUGUUCGUGACAAAAUCUUCAUUAAAAUCUCGCUGCCCGCAACAAGCUGCAUCUCCGAACUAUAACUAAUUAGUGUAUUCGCAAGUGAGUGUUAUCAUGUUGCUUGCAACACGCGGCAGUUACGGUUUGUGCAUUGAACGUUUGCUUGUGAACACGCGGUAGAUCAAAAUCUUUGCCAGCCAGUGCAUGGUACCAAUGAAUGGUAGCAUUCUCGGGACUCGCAACCAAUUGAAACUAUACUAAUGCAAACAAGAUGGUCUGCUAAUCAAGAAAGUGCAAUUGGAAUCUUGAAAAAUCAUCGUGUACUAUUUCGAAGCGCCUUCUUGCCACCUCGCGCCGAACCAGCAGCCGAUGGCAGACUGGGUCGCCCGUUACAUCGCCCUUCUUCACGCAGCUGCGGGCCGGCCUUCAACGCUCACCUCCAGAGAUAAGCUCUUUGGCCAGGACAAGAAUAGUUCAUGGACAAGAACGGGUACAAAAAUGUGUGGGUAGUUUCUCAAAAGCAGCGACGUAUGCUCGAAACAGAACUAAUGGAGAGAUUAUCCAGUACAGUCACUAUUGAGGAAACUAGAUAUCACUGCUGGAGGACAUAAGCCGCAGAUUCAAGAGGUAGAGUUAGAUUCUCCCGUUGAUAAAAUACUAGGUGAAAUGGAAAAUUCGAUAAAAAUAUUAUCGAAAAAAUAUAAUUAUCUUUGGAUCGAACGGAAAUUCAGUUCAUAAAAAAGUAUUAUCUUUGGAUCGAACAGAAAUUAAUUUUAUUUAUUUAGUCAUAAUACGGUAGAAACUGUACGUCACGUAUGAAGAAGAAAAUAUCGGGAUAAUGGGAUCUUCACCUUCGUCUUGACGGCAGAGGACCCCUACGUCCUUGAGCUUCAGGUAACGAUGGCUCAAAUGGUUCAUCUUUCAGAACAGACGAUAGUUUUCGUCCCUGUCCCUCUCUUUGAGAUCAUAGCCUCCGGGAACAUAGUCUGGGAUGAACUGGCUGGAGUCUCAACUGUAGUUUCACUCUGGGUCACUCGAAGUUUUAACUGUAAAGUCAACCUGUUUAAAGAUGUCAGCCUUUAAAGGUCAGAUUCCACUUGAUUUGAAUCCUCCUUUUCUGUUCUCCACGGAAGCGAUCUUAGAAAAGCCAUUAUUAAAAAUCU
Messenger RNA from Gryllus bimaculatus (two-spotted cricket), 1213 nucleotides. NCBI's taxonomy places the organism in Eukaryota, Metazoa, Arthropoda, Insecta, Orthoptera, Gryllidae. The record is from the annotation of a GenBank genome assembly.